This is a messenger RNA of Acanthoscelides obtectus, 219 nucleotides long. The record is from the annotation of a GenBank genome assembly. Lineage: Eukaryota; Metazoa; Arthropoda; Insecta; Coleoptera; Chrysomelidae.
GUCAUCUUUUAUGUCGGUGUUGAAACAUCAAAUGACUUUGAUAUUUACCAACCGAGUUUUCCGUGUUUCUGAAAGAUCAAUUUACCACAAUUUUAGUCAUUGAAAAUCGUCGUUCAGUUGUGUUAACGCAACGUGCAUAUCGUGGAAAAUAUUGUGACAAACGAGCACCGCCUGACAGCACUAUCCGUCGUUUGGUUCUGAAUUUUCUUGAGUAUGGGA